AUGGACAAUCCAAACACGUCACUGUGGCGAACUGUCGCUGUUGCGAUUCUUUUGUACUUUGCAACUCGUACAUUUUAUCGUCUAUUUCUCCACCCCCUUGCCCGCUUUCCAGGGCCAAAGCUGGCAGCCGCGACAAGAUGGUAUGAAGGCUACUACGACGUUAUUGAAAACGGCCAAUAUACAUUCAAGAUUGAGGAGAUGCACAAGCAAUAUGGGCCAAUCAUAAGGAUCAGCCCCUAUGAGCUUCAUGUUAGCGAUCCCGUCUUCUUUGACGUUCUCUAUUGCCAAGAGGGGCGUUGGAACCGAUACCCUUUUGCGUGGGAUGCGUGGGGCGCUGAAGGCCCAACUAUACACGCUACCCAGCAUGACCUGCACAAGGCUCGUCGCCAACCUUUGGCACCUUUCUUUUCCAAGGCCAAAGUGUCAAGCCGACAAGACAUGAUCAGCAGGCAUGUCAGUAAAUUCUGCGAUCGCCUUUCCAAUAUUGCUGAAGCAGGGAAAAUGGUCAAUUUGGGUGCUGCCACCACAGCGUUGGCCCGUGAUGUAGCUUUCGACUUCAUUCUUGGCAAAAGCUAUAACAGUCUCGACAGCGAAAACUUCGAUGUUGCGGUUCUCCACGCUGCUCAAGGAGCUGGAUCUCUUUGGCGGCUUAGCAAGCAUAUAGGAUACGUCCUUUUCUUGCUGCAAGCAAUGCCGUUGGACUGGGCCAUGAAGAUUGCGGACGAUGAUAUGAAGACAUUCUUUGCGCACAUGAAAGCUGCUAUGAACGAUACGAAAGACAUUAUGGACGAAGCACUAUCACCUUCACCACCAGAAGGAGUCAAGCGGACCAUCAUACACGAAAUACUUGAUUCGAAGCUCUCUUCACAUGACAAGUAUUUCAAGAGAGUCUUUCAGGAUGUGACAUCUGUGAGUGGUGCGGGUUUCGAGACCAUUGGCGGUGCUCUACGUUUAAUAUUCUUCCAUGUGUUCAGCAACUCCGCUAUCCUCCAGAAACUCCGUGAGGAACUUGACUCUGCAAAAGCGAAACAUCUUGAUGUCAACGAAUUGAAAGUCCUCGAGCAGCUUCCCAACCUCACAUCGACUAUAAAAGAAGGACUACGCUUGAGUCCUGGCAUAGGUACACGUAUGGCACGAAUUGCUCCAGACCGAGACCUAUUCUACAAAGAGUGGCGAAUUCCUGCUGGGACUCCUGUUGGAAUGACGACCAUCUUGAUGCAUAUGGACGAGAACAACUUUCCAAAUCCUCGUUCUUUCAGCCCUGAACGGUGGAUGGAUAAUAAUAGACAGAAGAAUGCCGAGAAGGCAUACGCACCGUUCUCGAAAGGGACGAGGAUGUGUCUUGGGAUGCACGCGAAGGCUGAGAACUUUGAAUUUGAGAGUGAUCAAUUUGUCAUCGGGACCAAGGGAAAGGGGCUCUUAGAAGCUCACGUAAAUCUUCGUGAAUAA
Mollisia scopiformis is the source of this 1449-nucleotide messenger RNA. Its product is annotated as cytochrome P450. The transcript is spliced from 4 exons. The record is from RefSeq and is a predicted model, not a curated record. Gene Ontology annotation, molecular function: heme binding; oxidoreductase activity, acting on paired donors, with incorporation or reduction of molecular oxygen; monooxygenase activity. Bases 1 to 1449 code for a protein of 482 amino acids. NCBI's taxonomy places the organism in Eukaryota, Fungi, Ascomycota, Leotiomycetes, Helotiales, Mollisiaceae.